Messenger RNA from Diutina rugosa, 1101 nucleotides. It is a transcript of the gene AGE3, whose product is annotated as Age3p. Gene Ontology annotation, cellular component: Golgi membrane. The record is from RefSeq and is a predicted model, not a curated record. Gene Ontology annotation, biological process: regulation of ARF protein signal transduction; regulation of endocytosis. Lineage: Eukaryota; Fungi; Ascomycota; Pichiomycetes; Serinales; Debaryomycetaceae. The transcript has a single exon. Bases 1 to 1101 code for a protein of 366 amino acids. Gene Ontology annotation, molecular function: GTPase activator activity.
AUGUCGAUUGACCCGCAAUCCCGCAAGAAGCUUUUGACGUUGCAGAAGCAGGACGGCAACAAGAACUGCGCCGACUGCGGCGCCCACAACCCGCAAUGGGCGCUGCCGAAAUUCGGCAUUUUCAUCUGUUUGGACUGUGCCGGGAUCCACCGGGGGCUCGGCGUCCACAUCUCGUUUGUCAGACUGAUCACGAUGGACCAGUGUAAGCCCGACGAGAUUCUCCGCAUGGAGAAAGGCGGUAACACGCGGCUAAACGAGUACUUUGACAAGCACGGCGUCGACCCUAAGCUUCCGGCGAAGCAGAAAUACGAUAACUACGUCGCCGAAGACUAUAAGGAGAUGUUGACGUGUGAGAUUGAAGGGCGGGAGUACGAGCCUAAGGACCAUCUGGGAGAAUCGUUACCCUCGGCCAACGACGUCGCCCUGCUGAUCAAGCUGGAUAAACUGGCUUCGGGUGUCGCCCAAGCCCCUAUCCAACAACGCCGCCAAGUUGACCCUGAGCAAAAGGCUAAGAAUGAGGCCUACUUUGCCGAGUUGGGGUCGAAAAAUGAGUCUCGCCCUGAAGACUUGCCCCCGUCUCAGGGGGGGAAAUACGCUGGGUUUGGUAACACUCCCGCGCCGCGGCUGGCGCUGCCGGCGGGUCUGUUCGCUCCUUUCACCGUGGAAAACCUCCAACUGGAUCCCUUAGGUACUCUUUCCCGUGGGUGGGGGUUAUUCUCUCUGGCGGUGGCGAAGCUGGUGAGCGAAGUGAACGAGCUGGUGAUUAAGCCUGGUUUUUCGCUGAUCCAGGAACUGGAGCUCGGGCUGGAGGCGAGAAAGGCGAUGGCUCAGUUUGGCCAGAAGAUGAGUGAGACUGGUAAGUACGGCCAGGAGACGUUCACGUCGUUCACCCACGAAGUCCAGACGAACGGGGUGGGUAAGACUUUUGACGAACGCUUCGGCAAGUUGUUCAGCGGUCUCAGCGUCGAGGGGCUGCCGGAAAGCCAAGGCUACGAACAAGUGCCCCCGGCGAUGGGCAUGGAGAAACCCGAACAGCCGCUGAAGUUGACGGGAUUAAGCGGGGGGAAGAAGAACAACGACGACGAGUGGGAUGACUACUAA